This is a messenger RNA of Tricharina praecox, 1449 nucleotides long. Its product is annotated as GroES-like protein. The record is from RefSeq and is a predicted model, not a curated record. Lineage: Eukaryota; Fungi; Ascomycota; Pezizomycetes; Pezizales; Pyronemataceae. Gene Ontology annotation, biological process: D-sorbitol catabolic process. Bases 188 to 1312 code for a protein of 374 amino acids. Gene Ontology annotation, molecular function: L-iditol 2-dehydrogenase (NAD+) activity. The transcript has 4 exons.
GUUUCUCAAGAUCUCUUGCCUCCCAUCUAGAUUUGAUAUCUCCUCGGUUGCCUCCUCCAGCUCCUCCGCCUCCUCCAGCUCCUCCAGUUUCCGAACAAGCCCACCGUGUAGAACAGACGACCCUUACUCCGCUCUUCUCCUCACUCCUCACUCCCCAACACAUAUCCGCCCCCACGCACUCCCAUAGAUGUCGGACAACAGCCUGCUGAAGGGCCUCAAGGCCAACAUCGGAGUGUACACCGACCCUGAACACAACCUGUACAUCGACUCCGCCAGCCCAUCGGUGGAAGAGCUCCAGAGCGGAUCUUCGCUGAAGCACGGAGAGGUCGUCGUCAAGAUCCGGAGUACCGGUAUCUGCGGCUCCGAUGUCCACUUCUGGCAUGCCGGCUGUAUUGGCCCUAUGAUCGUCGAGGGCAAGCACAUCCUAGGCCACGAGUCCGCAGGCGAGAUCAUCGCCGCGCACCCCUCGGUCACCCACCUCAAGCUCGGCGACGUCGUCGCCGUGGAGCCGAACAUCCCCUGCCAUGCGUGCCAGCCAUGCCUCACAGGGCGCUACAACGGCUGCGAAAAGGUGCUGUUCCUAUCGACGCCUCCAGUCCCCGGUCUCCUGCGGCGCUACGUCACGCACCCCGCCGUCUGGUGCCACAAGCUGCCCGACACCAUGACCUUCGAGGAUGGCGCUCUGCUCGAGCCUCUCUCAGUCGCGCUCGCCGCCGUUGAGCGCUCCGGCAUCAAGCUGGGCGACUCAGUUUUGAUCUGCGGCGCCGGGCCCAUCGGGUUAAUCUCCCUCCUGUGCGCCAAAGCCGCGGGCGCCGAACCCAUCGUGAUCACGGACAUCGACCAGGGACGACUCGACUUCGCAACGUCGCUCGUAGCGGGCAAGCCGGGCACGCUCAAGACGUACCUCGUCCCGCGCGGCAAGAGCGAGGAGGAGAACGCAGCCGCCAUCGUCGCCACGUUCGGCGGCGUCGAGCCCGACGCCUGCCUCGAGUGCACGGGCGUCGAGUCGUCGAUUGGCGCAGCGAUCUUUGCGGUCCGCUUCGGCGGCACGGUGUUCGUCGUCGGCGUCGGGAAGAAUCAUAUGACGUUCCCGUUCAUGCGCCUUAGCACCCGCGAGGUAGACCUUAAGUUCCAGUACAGGUACUGCAAUACUUGGCCUCGCGCGAUUAGGCUUGUCAGCUCGGGUAUUCUGCAGGAUAUUAGGAAGCUCGUCACCCAUCGAUUUACCCUCGAUAAUGCCGUCGAGGCGUUUAAAGUCAGUGCCGACCCGAAGAGUGGCGCUAUUAAGGUGCAGAUUACGAAUGAUGCGUAGAGAGGGGCGGGUGUGGAGUGUACACCAGAUGAUGGAUGGGUGCGGGUGUUUUUUGUAGCUUACAUAUCUGCAUUUUUCUGUUUUUUUGGCUGUUUCAAUGGAACCGGAUUCCAUAUGCACUUUCCGAAAGUCUGGAC